AUGUGGCGGCAGCUGGGCUCUGGACGCCGGCUCCUGAGCGCCUUGCCUUCAGGUCCCUAACUCCCGGCCUCAGAUGACCAGGGGAAGCCUGGCGGGCCGCGGUGCCAGGACCGUGCCGCCCCGCCCCCUGGACGCCAGCUGCCGCACGAGACCCAGCGCGGGAUCACACAGCCCUUCUGCUUCCCACGGGUCUUGUGCCUGGCCAGCGCGGGCCUGAGCGUCGCCGAGGCCCCGGGACCCCCGCUCCGUUUCCCCUCUUCAUGCUUUGCUCUGAGAACGGCCCUUUGGUUGGAGCGUCUGGCUGUACAGUCAGUCAAGGGGGUGCAGGAAAAUCUGAAGCGGCAGAGCCCGGGCGUGGAACCUGACCGAGGAGUGAGUGUUCUGUACCAUGCCGUGGGAGCGGAGCGGCUCCGGUUCCGCCGUCUAAACCGCACGAAGCCCAAGGACCAGAGGCGUACAUCAGCCUGGACUUCCCCGUGCCCUGGUCUCUCAGCCCGCCGCCGCCGCCGUCCAGGCGGGCUUGGGAAUCGACCCCCCAUCGCCUUGGACCUUGGAGACACGCAGAUUCGUUUAACUGAGGCCUCCUCGGGGUCGGGCCCCCGGAGCGGACCUGGAGCUGGGACGCAGUGGCAGCCCCGCCUCCCGCCCGGGCUCAAGUUUCGACCCGAGAUUAGGGUCCAAACGCUCAUCGAGCGGCCGGCCACCAUGCCGCGCUCCUUCCUGGUCAAGAGCAAGAAGGCGCACAGCUACCACCAACCGCGUUCCCCCGGGCCAGACUACUCCCUCCGUCUGGAGACCGUGCCCGCGCCCGGCAGAGCAGACGACCCUGUGAACGCAGGCCAAGCGAAGGUGGAGCCCCGAGACCGUUCGUCCCCCGACUCUCAGCUAACCGAAGCUCACGACAAAGCCUCCGCGUCCCCCAACAGCUGCGAGGGCAGCGUGUGUGACCCGGGCUCCGAGUUCGAGGACUUCUGGAGGCCUCCUUCUCCCUCGGUGUCUCCGGCCUCUGAGAAGUCGCUGUGCCGGUCCCUGGACGAAGCUCAGUCCUACACCCUGCCUUUCAAGCCCUACGCGUGGAGCGGCCUUGCGGGGUCGGACCUGCGGCACCUGGUGCAGAGCUACCGGCAGUGCCCCGCCCUGGAGCGCAGCGCCGGCCUGAGCCUCUUCUGCGAGCGCAGCGCCGCCGCCGAGCCGGGACACCCGGCCUCGCUGUACAGCCCGGAGCCGGCCGCGGGCGGAGCCGGUGCGGGGCCACCCGGGAGCUGCGGCGGCGCAGGAGGAGCCACCAGCGGCGCGGGCCUGGGGCUCUACGGAGACUUCGGGCCUGCGGCGGCGGCCGGGGUGUACGAACGGCCGAGCGCAGCAGCCGGCCGGCUGUACCAAGAUCGCGGCCACGAGAUCCACGCAGACAAGAGCGUGGGCGUCAAGGUGGAGUCGGAGCUGCUGUGCACCCGCCUGCUGCUGGGCGGCGGCUCCUACAAAUGCAUCAAAUGCAGCAAGGUGUUCUCCACACCGCACGGGCUGGAGGUGCACGUGCGCCGGUCCCACAGCGGCACGAGACCAUUUGCGUGCGAGAUGUGCGGCAAGACCUUCGGGCACGCGGUGAGCCUGGAGCAGCACAAGGCCGUGCACUCCCAGGAACGAAGCUUUGACUGUAAGAUCUGUGGCAAGAGCUUCAAGAGGUCGUCCACGCUGUCCACACACCUGCUCAUUCACUCGGACACCCGGCCCUACCCCUGUCAGUACUGUGGCAAGAGGUUCCACCAGAAGUCAGACAUGAAGAAGCACACCUUCAUCCACACAGGUGAGAAGCCCCACAAAUGCCAGGUGUGUGGCAAAGCAUUCAGUCAGAGCUCCAACCUCAUCACUCACAGCAGGAAGCACACGGGGUUCAAGCCCUUUGGCUGUGACCUGUGUGGGAAGGGCUUCCAGAGGAAGGUGGACCUCAGGAGGCACCGGGAGACUCAGCAUGGACUCAAAUGA
Molecule: messenger RNA, 1983 nt
Organism: Peromyscus californicus insignis
Lineage: Eukaryota; Metazoa; Chordata; Mammalia; Rodentia; Cricetidae
Gene: Gfi1
Product: growth factor independent 1 transcriptional repressor
Exons: 9
Cellular component (GO): nucleus
Source: RefSeq, a predicted model, not a curated record